AUGGAUCAGAGGUUAGAGAAAUUAGAACAAAUGCAAAAGGAGAUGCAAGAGCAACUGCAAGCUCAGAUGCAAGAACAACUGGCUAGGAUCCAGCAGGAGAUGAGGGAUCAAAUGCUGGAGUCCCAGAAAAACAUGCUGGAGUCACAGAACAACAUGAUGAGCCAGCUGACACAGCUGUUGAGGGGAGGUUCUGACAAAGGAAAAGGCCCUAUGGGUGAUACUGGGAAUGACAACGAUGACUCUGCUUGUCCUACAAGCUUUGCCCCAGUAAACAUUCAAACACAGCCACCAAGGGUGUCUGUUAAUGUUAAACCUCUGUAUCAAGCCUGCACUUCGGUACUGGUAAACUUUCUAACGGGCUCUUGCUCUAACUCUGGAGACAAUAUGGAAAAUCCCAUGAUCCUUGACUUCAAUGAGGUUGAAGGGGAAAAAGUAAGGACGGAGCUUCCAAAGCAGCUCAAGGAUCGGUGCAAAUGGAUAGAGGAGAAGUUCAAGGAGCUAGAAAGUGCUGAUCAUUAUUGCGGAGUUGACGCAAAGGAACUCAGUUUGGUCCCAAACUUAAUACUUCCGCUGAAGUUCAAAAUGCCAGAAUUUGAAAGAUAUAAUGGAACCAGCUGCCCUGAGACUCACAUUACAAUGUUCUGCGGGAGAAUGACGGGAUAUGUCAACAAUGACUAUUUGCUGAUUCACUAUUUUCAAGAUAGUUUGACUGGGGCCGCAGCCAAAUGGUACAAUCAGUUGAGCCGUGCUCAGGUCAAAUCAUGGAAGGAUUUGGCACAGGCCUUCAUGAAACAGUAUGGCCAUGUGACCGAUGUAGCACCUGACAGGAUUACAUUACAGAACAUGGAGAAAAGGUCAGGUGAAAGUUUCAGGAAAUACGCCGAGAGGUGGAGGGAAGUCGCUACACAAGUCCAACCACCACUGCUGGAAAAAGAAACGACUAUGUUGUUUAUUAAUACCUUGAAGGCACCUUUCAUUAAUCAUAUGUUGGGGAGCGCAAAUAAGAGUUUCGCAGACAUAGUGAUGUCUGACAAAAUGAUAGAAAAUGCAAUAAGGUGCAGAAAGAUAGAAAUAAGGGAAAGUACGAAAAGGUCAACCUCGAAGAAAAAGGAAAACGAGGUAAACAAUGUGAGCUCAGGCUAUUCAAAACCUGUCAUUGUUAGCCAAUCGAGAACGGUAGUCACAGGCCAACAAGCUUCACCAAGGCAAGAGCCCAGCACCAGGAGAGAUACGGAGAGGAUACAGUUUACCCCUAUCCCAGUGACAUAUAAGGAGCUGUACAAAAACCUAUUCGAUGCACAUGUUGUAGCACUAUCCUAUCUAAAACUGUUGCAGCCUCCAUACCCCAAGUGGUAUAACGCAAAUGCUCAGUGUGAAUACCAUGUGGGGACUGUGGGGCAUUCAAUAAAAAGCUGUCUCUCGUUUAAGAAGUUAGUCGAGAAGCUCAUUAACAUGGAUGUUGUGAAGUUUGAUGACACACCUGUGGUAGGUAACCCAUUACCCAGCCAUGCUGAUGGUGAGGUAAAUGCAAUAAUCAAGAAUGUGGGGAGGAGAGUUAAGUUGAAUGUGGACGAAGUAAAGACUCUGUUCAGGGAAUUUUGGAAGAAAAUGCUGAAAGUGGGGCUGAUCACACGGAGCUCAAGGAGCAGCUCCCAAGAAAUGAAUGACUAUUGCGAAUUUUAUAGCGAGAAGGGCCAUGAAAUCCAGAAUUACAAGAAAUUCAGAUCCUUAGUCCAGGGCUUAAUGGACAAUAAAGAGUUAGAGUUCUUUGAGCUUACUGGAGAAGAGGACGUAUGUGCUGCUGAAGAGAAGUCAAUAGAGAAGGAUAUCCAUAGGGUGCCUUGGAAUUAUAAUUGUAGUAUAGCAGUUUCAAGGAAGGAGGGUUCGAUUAACACGCUAAACACAGAAGCCGAAUCAGCAAAAGGGAAGCCCAUCAUACUCAAGCAAGAAGUAGAGAGAUCAGAACCACUGGUUAAUGAACCAGUAAUAGAAAAUGAAGCCAAGGAGUUCUUGAAGUUUCUAAGACACAGCGAGUAUAGUGUUGUGGAACAACUACACCAACAACCGGAUCACAUAUCGGUAUUGGCUUUGCUGUUAAAUUCGGAGGUCCACCGCAACGCAUUGACGAAAGUGUUGAACGAAACCUAUAUUGCGAAUGAAAUUUCGGUUAACAAAUUGGAUCGUCUCGUUGGCAACAUAAGCACUGACAAUUUCAUCUCCUUCAGCGAUGAUGAGAUACCGCUAGGGGGUAAGGGGUCUAUUAAGGCUCUGCAUGUCACCACACGUUGCAAGGGGUAUACGCUACUCGGAGUACUAGUUGAUAAUGGGUCCGCAUUGAAUGUAUUGCCUUGGGCUACGUUAAACCGUUUACCUAUAGACAGUUUCCAUAUGAAGACGUGUCAGAACAUAGUAAGAGCAUUUGAUAGCACAGAAAGAAAAGUAAUGGGAAGGAUAGAGGUACCUCUUCAGAUUGGCCCAAACAUAUACGAGGUAGAUUUCCUCGUGAUGGAUAUUAAGCUUUCCUAUAACUAUCUAUUAGAAAGACCUUGGAUUCACUCAGCUAGGGCAGUGCCAUCUUCGCUGCACCAGAAGCUAAAGAUGGUUACUGAGGGAUGA
This is a messenger RNA of Gossypium arboreum, 2616 nucleotides long. RefSeq lists its product as uncharacterized. The record is from RefSeq and is a predicted model, not a curated record. Bases 1 to 2616 code for a protein of 871 amino acids. The transcript is spliced from 2 exons. Lineage: Eukaryota; Viridiplantae; Streptophyta; Magnoliopsida; Malvales; Malvaceae.